Meyerozyma guilliermondii ATCC 6260 is the source of this 1464-nucleotide messenger RNA. RefSeq names its product cleavage polyadenylation factor subunit. The coding region runs from base 1 to 1464 and encodes 487 amino acids. Gene Ontology annotation, cellular component: mRNA cleavage and polyadenylation specificity factor complex. The record is from RefSeq and is a predicted model, not a curated record. The transcript has a single exon. Lineage: Eukaryota; Fungi; Ascomycota; Pichiomycetes; Serinales; Debaryomycetaceae. Gene Ontology annotation, molecular function: protein binding.
AUGUAUGGCAACCGUCCUUAUGGUCGUCAGGACCGGACUACGUACCAGCAAAAUAUCGACCAGCAGCUAGCGUCGCAGGAGAAGAAGACGUCUUACCGUCGAACGGUUGACCAUGGAAGUAACAUGGGGAGAUGGCAUAUUCAACGAAGUCUUGGAAUCACCGAUAAUCCAAUUGGUAAAAUACGGCCUGAAUCGUCGUAUUUGAUAGAUCUUCUUCCAUCCCUUGCAUACAAGUCGUCGUCUGUGAAUCCAAACCGAGGCAAUGCGGCGAUUAUGGACGUUCAAACCAAAUUUGUGCAUCUUUCAUCCAACAAAGCCAAACAUUCGAUCAACACUGUUAAAUGGACUCCCGAGGGUAGACGACUUCUCGUGGCUUCCCAUUCCGGAGAAUUCACCAUCUGGAACGGAAUGACAUUCAACUUUGAAACCAUCAUGCAAGCACACGAUCUGGCGGUUUUGGCCCUCAAGUAUUCUCACAACGACGACUGGCUUUUGAGUGGAGAUCAAACCGGAGCCAUAAAAUAUUGGCAGCCCAAUUUCAACAACGUCAACAUAAUCAAUGGUCACAGCGAUGCAAUCCGAGACAUUGCAUUUUCGCCCAACGAUUCCAAAUUUUUGACGGCUUCCGACGACUCAUCGAUGAAAAUUUGGAAUUUUAAUAAUGGAAAAGAAGAAAGAACGCUUGCCGGCCACCACUGGGACGUUAAGAGUGCGGACUGGCACCCCAGUAUGGGGCUCAUAGUGUCGGGAUCCAAAGAUAACUUGGUCAAACUCUGGGAUCCUCGAGCUGCCAACAGCAUUUCUACCCUCCACGGCCACAAGCACACCAUCACCAAAACCCGGUUUCAAACCGCAGGAACCAGCCGGCUCUUGGCGUCGGUAGCACGAGACAGAUCUUGCCGGAUUUUCGACUUGAGAACAAUGAAAGAUUUCUUGGUUAUUCGCGACCAAGAUACCGACUUGUCGUGUGUCGAAUGGCACCCUAUUCACCCUUCUAUGAUAACCACCGCGGCCUAUGACGGCUCCAUGAGCCACUACCUCCUCGACACGUUCAUCAGUGAAAGUAAUACCAUCAAAAAUGAAACCAGUGCCAGUUCGGGGUCGGCAAUCGAAGCCGUUCACAAAGUUCCAUAUGCUCACGAAAGAGCCAUUAAUGCCCUUGAAUACCAUCCUUUGGGUCAUUUGCUCUGCUCAGCAGGCGCAGACAGGUCUGCACGUUUCUGGUCUCGAGCUAGACCCAACGACCCCAUGUCGUUCAAAGAUGCGUUGUACACCAACGACAAGGUUGGCGCAUGGUACUAUGGAGUUAAUAAUAAUAUUAAUGCUGUUUUGGAAGACACUUCUGCUUCCACGGCCGAGGUGGCAGCACAGCCAGGAAUCAACUUGCCGGGAUUGAACAACUUUAACGGCAAUGCUCCGGAAAUGAGAGAUUCUUACGCAAUACCAGGGUUGAGAGGGCACUAA